This is a messenger RNA of Mustela erminea (ermine), 4283 nucleotides long. It is a transcript of the gene TRAPPC9, whose product is annotated as trafficking protein particle complex 9. The coding region runs from base 160 to 3669 and encodes 1169 amino acids. NCBI's taxonomy places the organism in Eukaryota, Metazoa, Chordata, Mammalia, Carnivora, Mustelidae. The transcript has 24 exons. The record is from RefSeq and is a predicted model, not a curated record. Gene Ontology annotation, cellular component: trans-Golgi network.
CGGACCGCCCCGAGCAUGCGCAGGAGGGUGCCGGCGCGGCCGCGGGUCGGAAGCGCCCGCUCUGAGUAGGGGGAGCGGUCGCAGAGGCUGCUCCGCCCCGCCGCCCGCCAGGCCGUUGGCUCCCGCUCCGGGCCCGGGCCGCCGGCUGCAGUCUUCAGGAUGAGUGUCCCUGACUACAUGCAGUGCGCCGAGGACCACCAGACUCUCCUCGUGGUGGUGCAGCCUGUGGGCAUCGUCUCCGAAGAGAACUUCUUCAAGAUCUACAAGAGGAUCUCCUCCGUGAGCCAGGUCAGCGUGCGGGACUCCCAGCGGGUGCUCUGUAUCCGCUACAGGCACCACUACCCGCCCGAGAACAACGAGUGGGGCGACUUCCAGACCCAUCGCAAGGUCGUCGGCCUCAUCACCAUCACGGACUGCUUCUCCGCCAAGGACUGGCCGCAGACUUUCGAGAAGUUCCACGUGCAGAAGGAGAUCUAUGGCUCCACGCUCUACGACUCCCGGCUCUUCGUCUUUGGGCUGCGGGGAGAAAUCGCCGAGCAGCCGCGCACCGACGUGACCUUCUACCCCGACUACGAGGACUGCCAGACGGUGGAGAAGAGGAUUGAGGACUUCGUCGAGUCCCUCUUCAUUGUGCUCGAGUCCAAGCGUCUGGACAGGGCCGCCGACAAGUCCGGGGAUAAGAUCCCCCUUCUCUGCGUCCCGUUUGAGAAGAAGGACUUUGUAGGACUGGACACAGACAGUAGACACUACAAGAAGCGGUGCCAAGGGCGCAUGCGCAAGCAUGUGGGGGAUCUGUGCCUCCAGGCCGGGAUGCUGCAGGACUCCUUCGUGCACUACCACAUGUCCGUGGAGCUCCUCCGCUCCGUGAAUGACUUCCUGUGGCUUGGAGCUGCCCUUGAAGGGCUGUGUUCCGCUUCUGUCAUCUACCACUAUCCUGGCGGGACUGGGGGCAGGACUGGAGCGCGGAGGUUCCAGGGCAGCUCACUUCCUGCGGAAGCAGCCAACAGACACCGGCCAGGGGCACAGGAAGUUCUCAUUGACCCAGGUGCCCUCACGACCAACGGCAUAAAUCCCGACACCAGUUCCGAAAUUGGACGUGCUAAGAACUGUCUUAGUCCCGAGGACAUAAUUGACAAGUAUAAGGAGGCCAUUUCCUAUUACAGCAAGUACAAGAGCGCCGGAGUGGUCGAGUUAGAGGCGUGUGUCAAGGCUGUGCGCGUCCUCGCCAUUCAGAAGCGGAGCAUGGAAGCCUCCGAGUUCCUGCAGAACGCCGUCUACAUUAACCUCCGGCAGCUUUCUGAGGAAGAGAAAAUCCAGCGGUACAGCAUCCUGUCUGAGCUCUACGAGCUGAUCGGCUUCCAUCGGAAGUCUGCGUUCUUUAAGCGCGUGGCCGCUAUGCAGUGCGUGGCCCCAAGCAUCUCGGAGCCGGGCUGGAGGGCCUGCUACAAGCUCCUCCUGGAGACGCUUCCCGGCUACAGCCUGUCGCUGGACCCCAAAGACUUCAGCAAAGGCACGCACCGAGGCUGGGCCGCCGUCCAGAUGCGUCUGCUUCACGAGUUGGUCUACGCGUCCCGAAGAAUGGGGAAUCCCGCUCUUUCUGUCAGGCACUUGUCCUUCCUGUUGCAGACCAUGCUGGACUUCCUGUCGGAUCAAGAAAAGAAAGAUGUGACUCAGAGCCUGGAGAACUACACGUGCAAGUGUCCCGGGACAAUGGAGGUCCUCACGCUGCCCGGCGGCCCUGCCCUGCCUCCGGUGCCCCUCACCAAACUCCCCAUCGUCAGGCAUGUGAAGCUGUUGAACCUUCCUGCCAGCCUCCGGCCACAGAAGAUGAAAAGCCUGUUGGGCCAGAACGUGUCGACCAAGAGCCCGUUCAUCUACUCACCAAUUAUCGCCCACAACCGCGGGGAAGAGCGGAACAAGAAGAUAGAUUUCCAGUGGGUUCAAGGAGACGUGUGUGAAGUCCAGCUGAUGGUGUACAACCCAAUGCCGUUUGAGCUCCGAGUCGAAAACAUGGGGCUCCUGACCAGCGGAGUGGAGUUCGAGUCUCUGCCUGCGGCGCUCUCCCUGCCCGCCGAGUCUGGUCUUUACCCGGUGACUCUUGUUGGGGUCCCACAGACGACCGGAACGAUUACUGUCAACGGUUACCACACCACGGUCUUCGGCGUCUUCAGCGACUGCCUGCUGGAUAACCUCCCCGGGGUGAAGACCAGCGGCUCCGCGGUAGAAGUCAUCCCGGCCCUGCCCAGGCUGCAGAUCAGCACCUCCCUGCCCAGGUCUGCGCACUCCCUGCAGCCUUCUUGUGGUGACGAGACGUCCACCAACGUGUCGGUCCAGCUUUACAACGGGGAGACCCAGCAGCUCGUCAUCCAACUGGAGAACAUCGGGAUGGAGCCGCUGGAGAAACUGGAAGUCACCUCCAAAAUCCUCACCACCAAAGAAAAACUGUACGGCGACUUCUUGAGCUGGAGCCUGGAAGAAACCCUUGCCCAGUUUCCUCUGCAGCCGGGGAAGGUGGCCACUUUUGUGGUCAACAUCAAGGUGAAGCUGGAUUUCUCGUGCCAGGAGAAUCUCCUCCAAGACCUCAGCGACGAUGGAAUCAGCGUGAGUGGCUUUCCGCUCUGCAGUCCCUUCCGACAGGUCGUUAGGCCUCGAGUGGAGAGCAAGUCCGUGAACCCGCCCGAAGGCAGCAAGCCGGGGGACUCGAGCCACGUGAAGACCCUGGAAGCUAUUCUGAAUUUCAAGUACUCUGGAGGGCCGGGCCACGUGGAAGGAUAUUACAGGAACCUCUCCCUGGGGCUGCACGUGGAGGCCGAGCCGUCUGUUUUCUUCACCCGAGUCAGCACUCUGCCGGCAACCAGCUCCCGGCAGUGCCACCUGCUCCUGGACGUCUUCAACUCCACGGAGCACGAGCUGACGGUCAGCGCCCGCGGCAACGAGGAGCUCGUCCUGCACGCCGGCGAAUGCCAGCGAAUGGCCAUUCAAGUGGACAAGUUCAGCUUCGAGAGUUUCCCAGAAUCCCCUGGUGAGAAGGGACAGCUUGCAAAUCCGAAGCCCCUGGAGGAAGAGAGGCCGGAAGCCCGUGGCCUGGAGAUUGACAGCAAGCUGGACGUCCACUGGAGAAUCCCCUCUCUCAAGCGCACAGGGGAGGCGAGCGUGGAAGGCCUCCUGAACCAGCUGGUCCUGGAGCACCUGCAGCUGGCUCCCUUGCAGUGGGCAGGGGAGUUAUGCAACAUGACUUGUGCCGCUCUGUGGAGAAUGAGAAUAGCAGCCAGGAGGCCAGAUGUGCUGGUGGACGGACAGCCCUGUGACUGUGAGGCCGCAGCCUGCCGAGUGGGCGACCCCGUGCGUCUGGAGGUGCGGCUGACCAACCGGAGCCCGCGCAGCGUGGGGCCCUUUGCGCUCACUGUGGCGCCCUUCCAGGACCACCAGAAUGGGGCACGCAACUACGACCUGCACGGCGCCGUCUCCUUCGUGGGCUCUGGCACCCUCCACCUGGACGCGGUGCAGCCCGCGGGCCAGUCGGCCUGCCUGGGAGCCCUCCUCUUCCUCUACACGGGCGACUUCUUCCUCCACAUCCGUUUCCACCAGGACAGCGCAAGCAAGGAGCUGCCGCCCUCCUGGUUCUGCCUGCCCAGCGUGCACGUGCGCGCCCUGGAGGCACCAGCCUGAGCCCCAGGGCAGCCCCAGGGGCCCGGCCUGGCCCCCACCUUCCCGCCAUGCGGCCCCAGCCCUCGAACCCACCCUUCCUCCCCUUUCUCCUGUGAGCACCCCAGACGCGGCAGCCUCACCCCUCCCGGACUGGCCAGCAGGGCCCCCUGCUGCGGCUUGGCACUAACCGGACCCCAGCGGGCAGCACCCACCCAGCCCAGGCCUCCCCAGCCCCGCCCCCCACCCGGUCCCUGGACCUGUCCCUGUGCCCCGGGGAUCGCGGCCCAGCCAGGAGAGAGGAAAGGCAAGCAUAAGGGAGGGCCACGGCCUGGUGGGGCCUGGGAGCCUCCCCUGAGCCCCCCCAGACCUUGGGCUCCCCCACGCACCGUCCCCCCGCCCAGGGCUGGCUCUGCUCCCGAGGGCGCCGAGGCGGCCCCAGCCGGAGGGGCGGUGCUGGUCGAUGCCGGGCGGGUCCACCGUUUCCCCGGCAGGCAGACCUCCGGGCCGCGCCAGCUGCUGCAGGCCCGGGGCUGUUUCUGGGCCAGGCUGGGGUUGCCGGGGGCUGCAUGUGCCCGUGUGUCUGUGACAAGUUCUCCAAUAAAGGGCCCGCCUUGCUUCUCUGCGGUCCGCCCGCG